Messenger RNA from Paramisgurnus dabryanus, 1246 nucleotides. NCBI's taxonomy places the organism in Eukaryota, Metazoa, Chordata, Actinopteri, Cypriniformes, Cobitidae. The record is from RefSeq and is a predicted model, not a curated record.
AUUUUUGUAACAGAUGAACAGCUAAGGAUCAUGGGAGAAAAAUGGCGCUGUCCUUACUGAGAUGUUGUAAUUGUAACAGGCCUUUUACAGUUCUGGUUCGGUUCUUUACAUCAAGGUCAGUUUUAUUAAAUCAGUCCAGACGACUCACUCCCGUAGCGUCUGUUGUCUGUAAUGUCCGGCGGUACAGCUCCGAGCGGGACAGACACAAGAACCAGAAGGUGAUGGUUGUUGGCAUCCCGAACCCCUUCAUCUGGUUUCGAACGCGCAUAUACUUCUUUUUGAUCCGAACUUAUUUCGACAAAGAGUUUAACAUCGAGGACUUCACGGACGGAGCCAAACAAGCUUUCUCGUAUGUGUCAAGCCUGCUGUCUCAAUGUCACUUUGAGGCUCUUGAAGGAUUAGUUGCUAAAGAUCUAAUAGGGAAACUUCAAGAAAAAUGCGCUCAUUUGCCUUUGAGCCACCAGAGGGCGCUGUCUGCUGAGUCUGAUGAAAUCAUGUACACAACGACUGGAGAUGUGGGCAUUUACUAUGAUGAUAGUGGGAGGAAAUUUGUAAGUAUUUUGAUGCGCUUCUGGUACUUGACAAGUGCCAGACUUCCUGAUGACACAAUGGAAGGAGCACGAGUAUUUCAGGUUUCCAUUGGUGGGGAUGGAGAGAAACCAGAGACCAAAAGACUCCUCACAGCAAAUUAUGAAUUUCAGAGGGAGUUUACCCAAGGUGUGUCCCCAGACUGGAUUAUCACAAGAAUAGAGCACUCGAAGCUUCUUGACUAGGAGACAUUUUUGUAAUUUUUUAUUGCAUAACUUGCAAUUAAGAUUUAUGCAUAAUGUACAAACCUUCACUGGAAGAACACAAGAAUAUAACAUUGCAAUACUUUCAACUCCAGAUAAUCCCCUGACAAUUGAGAGUUGUUUAUUUCUUCAGUGUUUAAGACAUUUUUUAUGUUUAAGUUAUUGUUUUCUCCACAUUUUGAUCCUAGAAAACUUAAUUUAAACAUUGCAUAUUUAACAGACAACAUAACUGUUAAGUUUUGGGUCACAUUUGCUAAACUGUAUACAAAAAAUACAUGAUACAAUAAGCAUUUAAAAUACGGAAUUAGCAUUUAGUAUUUUGACCAUGGAAAUCUGUGUUAUUUUGAGAUGUUGAUUAAAUAUACACUAUAGUUAGGGAUUUUAACUGAGUCUCUCUUUUAUAAUGUACUCUAUAUAUUUAAAAGUACAGAAAUUAAACUUGGAUUCAAAUGUUU